UCCUAUGCUGCUUACAUACAAACAUGUGUGGGCAGUUCAUUCUACAGAGGCGGGAAAGAGGGUUUCUGGGUCGCGCGAUGGGGUGCGCAGGUCUGGAGAUGGAGCGCGAUUGAUCCAUCGCGGGAGGCUGCGAGAGUGAGUGUGGCGGCGAGAGACCCCGAGUGACUCAGCAGGGGCACCGUUGGAGUAUGACCAAGUGCAUCAACAGCAACGAGCCCCGCUGAGAAAAGCGCCCUGUGAAGAUUGGCCCUCCGCCCUCGAAGAAGAAACCGCUCCUGAAAAGACUUACGCAGGAGGGAGCUAGAACAAGUUCUCUGACACAAUGCCCGCGAUUCCGGGUUUAAAUAUGUCGGCCAUCGGUCCGGUGGUAGGCACCCUUUGGGAAACGGCCAAGUCCAAAAUCCCAAGCAAGUGCAAGGAGAUGGCCGGCGGGGGCGGCUCUCAAGCCGCCCCUAACGAGAACACCAAUUUUGCUAAGUUUGGGGGCGGAGGGCCACAGCAGAAAGGCGCGGGGUCCCACGAGAUGAGCGACUUCAACCGCGGAAGGGCAGCCAGCACGGCCAGCAGCGACGACUUCUGCGGGGGUGAAUCCAGCCACAAAGGCCCUGAUUUUAAGAUCAACGAGUGGCAAGCCGCUUGGAACGUUACCAACGCCAUCCAGGGCAUGUUCAUCGUGUCUCUCCCGUUCGCUGUGCGGCAGGGCGGCUACUGGGCCAUUGCAGCCAUGAUCGGCAUCGCUCACAUUUGUUGUUACACCGGGAAAAUCCUUGUUGAUUGUCUCUACGAAGAAGUGGACGUGUACGAAGGCGAGGAGAAUGGACCAGCACCACCAAGGCCACCACCUCCGACGCGUCCAGAAAACAUUUCCUGGGAGGACGAAAGCAAAUACCAAUCGACAGACUUCUGGGACCAGCCCGCCGGUUACCAACAACAGCAGGGUGUGACUUUUGAAGACGAGCAGUUCAAGUCGAACAAUCCAAACAACCCUUUCUACCAAGCCAUGGCCGAAGAGCAACAGCAGCAGCAGCCACCGCCGCAACCUGAACCUCUGGAAGGCGCGAUUCAACCGGCGCUCCCUAACAACGGCGUCCCGAGGGGCCGACUUUUGGGCAAGCGAAAAGUUCGGGUGCGCGACAGCUAUGUGGCCAUCGCAAGGGACUGCCUUGGGCCCAAGUGGGGCAAGCGGAUGGUUCACUGCGCCCAACUCAUCGAACUUCUGAUGACGUGCAUCCUGUACGUGGUCGUCUGCGGAGAUUUGAUGGUGGGCACCUUUCCCGAGGGACCCAUCGACACGCGCUCCUGGAUGAUGAUUUGCGGCAUCCUUCUGAUCCCGCUGGCAUUCCUCAAGAGUCUGCACGCGGUGUCCGUCUUGAGUUUCUGGUGCACCAUGUCCCACUUGUUCAUCAACGCCAUUAUUCUCGGUUACUGCCUCCUGGAACUGCCAGAUUGGGGCUGGGGCAAGGUCAAGUGGACCCUCGACCUCGAGAAGUUUCCCAUCUCCCUGGGAGUAAUCGUGUUCAGCUACACUUCGCAGAUCUUCUUGCCGACUCUUGAGGGCAGCAUGCAGGACCCCUCCAAGUUCAGAACCAUGCUCGACUGGAGCCACAUCGCCGCCGCUAUCUUCAAGUCGCUUUUCGGAUACAUGUGCUUCCUCACUUUCCAAAGUGACACACAACAAGUGAUUACCAACAACUUGCACUCUGCCGGCUUCAAAGGCCUCGUCAAUAUCUUCCUCGUGGUUAAAGCCAUUCUCUCAUAUCCACUGCCAUUUUACGCUGCGUGCCAACUUCUGGAGAGAGCGAUGUUCAGAGGCAAACCAAAAACUUACUUCCCUUCGGUCUGGGAGCUUGAUGGAGAAUUAAAGGUAUGGGGUCUUGCGUUCAGAGUAGGUGUCAUCGUUGGCACAGUUCUGAUGGCCAUUUCCAUCCCACACUUUGCAACUCUGAUGGGCUUUAUUGGCAGUUUCACGGGCACAAUGCUGUCCUUCAUUUGGCCGUGUUAUUUCCACAUAAUUUUGAAGGGCCACGAAUUGGACGAUAAGACCAAAUACUUUAACUACUUCAUCAUUUUCCUUGGAUUUUUAUUUGGAAUCAUCGGCAUUUGGGAUUCGGGGUCUGAACUGAUCAGAGCCUUUUCCAUAAAUUUGCCUUUCUAAAAAGGCAAAGGAAUCUUGCAAACAAGCAUAGACGGCAACACUUUCUUGAUACGGGCUUUAUUAAAUUAUUUUGAGGUUCUAUAUCUUUGGAACUGUGAUAGCUCGGAAAUUUAUUUCUGGAUUUAUAAGCCAUGCAUCAAUAUAAUUACAAAAAUUCAGUUUUAUUGAAAUCUCUCACAAAAUGUGUAAAAUUUUGAAAAAAAAAGAA
This is a messenger RNA of Neocloeon triangulifer, 2363 nucleotides long. RefSeq names its product vesicular inhibitory amino acid transporter (gene VGAT). Bases 323 to 2155 code for a protein of 610 amino acids. Gene Ontology annotation, biological process: amino acid transmembrane transport. NCBI's taxonomy places the organism in Eukaryota, Metazoa, Arthropoda, Insecta, Ephemeroptera, Baetidae. The record is from RefSeq and is a predicted model, not a curated record. The transcript is spliced from 5 exons. Gene Ontology annotation, cellular component: vacuolar membrane. Gene Ontology annotation, molecular function: amino acid transmembrane transporter activity.